AAUGUCUCUCUCUCUUCUCUCUCGAAAACCCCGGCGAGAGAACACGCGAUUCAUAUGUAAUCGGAAAAAUUAAUGGAUUCACGUCGAAUGUCCCGGCUUAAUCUGGAGGUUCAUGGUCACCGGAGGCGAUGGCUAACCAAAAUCGGCGUAACCCUAACUCAAAUCCCGGCUAAAGCUUUCACCUUCUUCGUUGAAUUGCGAGCAGAGAGGAAGGCAGAGGAAAAAUGGUAUUGGAUAUUUUAUCGUGGAGGACUUUGUGAUUGUGAAACAUGGCAUCAAAAUUGGUACAACUUCAGUCAAAGGCAUGUCAGGCUUCAAAAUUUGUGGCCAAGCAUGGGAAUUCCUACUACAAGCAAUUGUUGGAGCAGAACAAGCAAAUUCAAGAGCCUGCAUCUGUUGAGAAGUGCAACGAAUUGUCUAAGCAAUUACUCUACACUCGUCUAGCUAGGUCAUUACCUUUUCAUUCUCUCUUUUUCUCUAAGCAUGUUUCCAAGGGCCAUGCUCUAGCCUCUAGAGUCAGUGUUGCUGAGAAUUCUUUUAUCAGACUAUCCUUUUAUGCAUACUUUUGAAACAUCAUUAAUCUUCAGAUAAUACUGCAGAAAUGGAUUUGCAUUAGUUGUGAGUAGUCAGCCAUUUUGCCUUAUAGACUUUGAUAGAACUGAAACAGAUGUGCUUGAGAACUUUGGUGUUAUCUUCUAGUAUUUUUUGUCCUCGAUGGAAUUAAGUUGAUAAAUCCCUGAUGAUUCAGUUAGUCUCUGUGCCUAUUAUGUUUUAACAGUCCUGAUUACACAACUUAUGAUCCACAGCGUGUCUUAGCUAUUAGUUUUGUAGGAAAUUGGCUUUUGG
This is a messenger RNA of Camelina sativa (false flax), 846 nucleotides long. The record is from RefSeq and is a predicted model, not a curated record. NCBI's taxonomy places the organism in Eukaryota, Viridiplantae, Streptophyta, Magnoliopsida, Brassicales, Brassicaceae.